CAAAUUGCGUUUCUACGUGUACAUAAUAUUAUUUGGUAAAAGUGGGAAAGACACCGAUCUAGAGGGGGAGCCCAUAUAGAGCCACAUUGUUUUUGUUAUUCGGACGCUGUAUUAUUACGCGUAUGUUGAAAAAAUCAGAAGUCCAUUAGAAAUUUUUUUAAGGAAAUUAGUUAUUAUUAUAUUCUAUAUACUUACAUACAGAAUUUUGAUAUUGCGUAUAAAAAUAUUUUUUUAUUGGCUACAAUCAAUACGUUUAUAGUGGUAUCAAAUUUAAUAUUGAAUACAAGUGAACCACAUUCGCCAGUUAGUUUUCCCGAAUCUUUAUUCAAUAAAAAAGAUUAAUUAAAAAUGUAUAUGAAAUCAGUUGCAGCUAUUAUGCUAGCUUACAUCCAUCUUUAUCAUUGCACCAUGGUUGACAAUAGUAGGAUCAACGUCAAACCAACUGUUGACAGAGUUGUGGAAGUUAUACAGUCCGUUUCCGGUAUCGGUGGGCAAUCUAAUACCGCGGAGUCAAACUCUGGGUACGAGAAUCCGGUAGUGAAACCUGCAACGACGGUACCACAAUCAGAAUUAUUAAUAACCACCGCAGAACCAGAUACUACGGCUAGUGAGCCAAAUCAGCCAUCGGAGACAUAUGAACAAAACUCGUGUAGCUGUUUGUGUAGUAUUAGUGACUUUUGUCAAGGUUGAUGAUGGCCAUUUUUGUUAUCGCAAUUGAAUUCUUUCGUAGUUUUCGUAAAAACGUCACUAAACACCCGGAAAUAAAACCUAUUGUGUGUAAAUAAUUAAUAAAAGUACUAUUUUUCAUUUAA
This is a messenger RNA of Rhopalosiphum padi (bird cherry-oat aphid), 812 nucleotides long. RefSeq lists its product as uncharacterized. The record is from RefSeq and is a predicted model, not a curated record. The coding region runs from base 349 to 690 and encodes 113 amino acids. The transcript is spliced from 3 exons. NCBI's taxonomy places the organism in Eukaryota, Metazoa, Arthropoda, Insecta, Hemiptera, Aphididae.